Messenger RNA from Gossypium raimondii (Peruvian cotton), 2529 nucleotides. Its product is annotated as probable inactive receptor kinase At1g48480. The record is from RefSeq and is a predicted model, not a curated record. NCBI's taxonomy places the organism in Eukaryota, Viridiplantae, Streptophyta, Magnoliopsida, Malvales, Malvaceae. Gene Ontology annotation, molecular function: protein binding; protein kinase activity; ATP binding. The transcript has 2 exons. Bases 337 to 2172 code for a protein of 611 amino acids. Gene Ontology annotation, biological process: protein phosphorylation.
AAGCGCCUUCUUUUUCUUCCACAGGGUUUUUAUCUGUGAAUGCUCUUCAACAACUUUAAUUCUCUUUUUUUGAAUCUGAAUUUCAUAAACUUUCUUAAAAGUUUCAAUUCUCAGUAAAAAAAGAGAAAAGAAUUGAAGGGUUUUUUUUUUUUUUGAAAAGCUUUAACAAUUCAUGUACAGCAAUCUCCAGAGCUUCAAAUAACUAUCAGCCAUGAAAAUCCCAUCUUCAUUUCAAUCUUUUAACCUUUGAAAAACCCUUUGCAGCAUUGGGAAUCAAAGCAAAAUUCUGUUGUUUUUGUUGACCCUUUUUUGUUCUAGAGGAAGAAAAGGAAGAGAAUGAAGCCAAUUCGUUGUAUAAUCAGUUUCUCCUUGUUGUUAUGGGCAACUUGGUUGGUGACUGUGGGUUCAGAUCUAGCUGCUGAUAGGGCAGCCAUGGUGGCACUUCGAAGAGCUGUUGGUGGACGCACGCUUUUAUGGAAUCUUUCGAGCAGUCCAUGUACUUGGACUGGUGUAAACUGUUCUCAGAACAGAGUCGUCGAGUUAAGACUCCCUGGAAUGGGACUUUCAGGUCAGCUUCCUAGUGGUAUUGGCAACUUAACGCAGCUUCAAACUCUUUCUCUUCGUUUCAAUGCUCUUUCUGGGUCUAUCCCUGCUGAUUUUGCCAAGCUUACUUCUCUUCGAAACCUUUACUUACAAGGGAAUCGAUAUUCUGGUGAGAUUCCUCUGUUCUUGUUCUCUUUGCAAAACCUUAUAAGGCUUAAUCUCGCAAGCAAUAAUUUCACUGGUUCGAUCCCUGAGAGUGUUAACAAUUUGACUAGGUUGGGUACGUUAUAUCUGGAGAACAAUCAUCUAUCUGGGUCGAUCCCUGAUAUUAAAGUGCCUUCACUUGUGCAAUUCAAUGUUUCUUUUAAUCAGUUAAAUGGUUCAAUCCCAAAAGGGUUAUCAAAUAAGCCUCAAAGUGCUUUUCUAGGGAAUUCUUUAUGUGGGAAGCCUUUGGUUCCUUGUAAUAGGACUGAAAGUAGUGGCAGUAAAUUGUCUGGUGGAGCAAUUGCUGGUAUUGUCAUUGGUUGUGUUCUUGGUAUUUUAUUGAUUCUGAUUCUAUUGAUCUGCUUAUGUAGAAGAAAGAGUGGUAAAAAAAUGGAGGAAAGGGAUGUUGCCCCUCCAAAACAGGCUGUGGUUGAAAUUCCAAGAGAUAAGCCUGCAGGGGAGAGUGGUAAUAGAAGCAGUGGGUUAUCUGGGGUAGUCAAUAAAGAAGCUAAGAGUAGUGGGAUUAAGAAUCUGGUGUUUUUCGGGAAGGCGUCGAGGGUAUUUGAUCUGGAGGAUUUGUUAAGGGCAUCUGCUGAGGUAUUGGGGAAGGGAACAUUCGGGACCGCGUAUAAGGCCACUUUAGAAAUGGGAGUGGUUGUUGCAGUGAAGAGGUUGAAGGAUGUGACGGUGUCGGAAAAGGAAUUCAAGGAGAAGAUUGAGGUAGUCGGCUCCAUGGAUCACCAGAACUUGGUCCCAUUAAGGGCCUACUACUUUAGUGCAGAUGAGAAACUUCUAGUUUAUGAUUACAUGCCUAUGGGCAGCUUGUCUUCACUUUUACAUGGUAACAGAGGAUCUGGAAGGACUCCAUUGAAUUGGGACACAAGGUCCGGCAUUGCCCUCGGAGCUGCCAGAGGCAUUGAAUACCUCCAUUCCAAGGGCCCUGGAAUCUCCCAUGGAAACAUCAAAUCAUCAAAUGUCCUACUUACUACAUCCUACGAAGCUCGAGUAUCUGAUUUUGGUCUUGCUCAGCUUGCUGGCCCCACAUCGACUCCCAACCGUGUUGAUGGCUAUCGUGCUCCAGAAGUGACAGAUACAAAUAAGGUUUCCCAAAAGGCUGACGUCUACAGCUUUGGUAUAUUGCUUCUGGAACUGCUUACUGGAAAGGCACCAACACAUGCCUUAUUGAACGAGGAAGGCAUAGACCUCCCAAGAUGGGUCCAAUCCAUAGUUCGAGAGGACUGGACCUCUGAGGUGUUCGACGUCGAACUUCUGAGAUACCAGAAUGUUGAGGAUGAUAUGGUCCAGCUCUUACAGCUUGCCAUUAAUUGCACCGCUCAAUACCCUGACAAGCGUCCUUCAAUGGCCGAGGUGAUGAACCAAAUCGAGGAUCUCUGUCGCUCCAACUCAGAGAAAGAGACUCAUUAAACCUGCAAUGCAUAUUAUGGAUCUCUUCCCAGCAGGCUUCCUCAGUUCUUACAGGUGCUCCACCGUCUUUCAGUAAAAGGACUGGGAAAAACAAUCAGCAAUCUUUUAUUUCUUUUGUCUAUUUUCAUUGCUCGCAUAGAUAGAGUUGUCGUUGCGUGUUUAUUCUUAGGUUCAUCAUCUAUAAGAAACAGUUGCAUUUUUCAUUUUUCCUUUGAUAUAUUCCUCUUACAUUGCCCAUAUUCAUAGCAACAUUCUUGGCGUUUCCCUGUAAUUUUGACUUGAUUGUGUGAAUGUGAAUAACUGUCUAUACCAUUUGGCUUGAAUGGAUGAUUCAGCGCAAGAUUUGCUUCAUUGAAA